GACUUUAGCAUGAAGGGCUAUUGGCAGGUAUCCCCUGAAUUGCUUCUGGUAAUAGCUGAUCUUUUGGUGAAGGUAUCCCAGAAGAGAAGUUCAGGAUUUAUUUGGAGGAUACUUGAAGUUAUCUCUUGAAAGCUGACUUAGCGGGUUGUUUUACCUUACUUUGAAAGCAAACACACCAACCAACCUCUGCCUGUUCAGUGUUUGUGUGUGGCAAUGAUGGCCCAGUCCAAGGCCAAUGGCUCCCACUAUGCCCUGACUGCCAUCGGGCUAGGCAUGCUGGUGUUGGGGAUCAUCAUGGCAGUAUGGAAUCUCGUCCCGGGAUUUAGCCACUCGGACAAACCAUCGAUACAUGGGAACAGCAGCAGCCCCAGUGGUGGAAUCCUCAAGAGCAAGACAUUCUCUGUGGCUUAUGUGCUGGUGGGUGCUGGGGUCAUGCUCCUGCUCCUUUCCAUCUGCCUGAGUAUCCGGGACAAGAGGAAACAAAGGCAAGGGGAGGAGGAGAUAGCCAGGAUCCAGCAUGAAGCAGCUGUCGGAACUCAGACCCAAGAAGAAGAAGACAGCCAAGAAGAGGAGGAAUCCCACUCAAGAUAUUAUGUCCCCAGCUAUGAAGAGGUGAUGAACACCAAUUACUCAGAGGUGAGAGAAUUGGAACAGAACCCCGGGAUGAACAUGUCUCUCCCAUCCUAUGAGUCCCUGACGGGGCUGGACGAGACAACUCCCACGACCGCCCAGGCUGACACGGAGACCCAUCCGCCAGACAGGCAGAACUCCAGGCUGGCCAAACGCCUGAAGCCCCUGAAAGUCCGAAGGAUUAAGUCAGAAAAGCUUCACUUGAAGGAUUUUCGAAUCAACCUGCCGGAGGGGAACCUCCCUCCUCCCACAAUAGAACCUUUGACUCCUCCUCCUCAAUAUGACGAGGUCCAAGAGAAAGCAGCAGCCGAUACUCGGCCACCGAACUGAGCUCCUGAUGGUCCUGGGGCAUCACUGUUCCGGGCUUUGUUUUGCCAAGAGACUCCCAAUGAGCAGGAAUGGCUUAGUUUUAAAACUGAUGGACCCCAUAUAUAUGUGUAUCAUAUUAACUUUGGUGGGAAGGGAGGAGAGAGGUCAAGGAACAAGAUCAAGAGCCAGAGGACAGCUGGGUGGCUCAGUGGAUGGAGAGCCAGACUUGGAGAUAGGAGGUCCUGGGUUCAAAAUGUG
Molecule: messenger RNA, 1197 nt
Organism: Gracilinanus agilis (Agile Gracile Mouse Opossum)
Lineage: Eukaryota; Metazoa; Chordata; Mammalia; Didelphimorphia; Didelphidae
Gene: TMEM51
Product: transmembrane protein 51
Exons: 3
Coding region: 214-960 (248 amino acids)
Source: RefSeq, a predicted model, not a curated record